AUGUCGGCCAUGCCGUUUCGAAAAGACGUGCUUUCGCCGCCCCCUGCCAAAGACUACUCUCGUCUGUCCCUGUCGUCACUGGUGAACAAGCUAUUGCGGGAAAAGCCCAUGCUCCACAGCAAAUUGUACUGUGACUCGAUCCGGAACCGAGUGCAAUCCACCAUCACUAAACUAACCGAUGAAAACGGCCGGAUAAAGCUGGUGUCGUCGCACACCGAGCUCGCCGAAACCGCCAAUGGCGUCCGGCUCAUGGCCCGUCUGUUGUCUCGUGCCAAGAUCCAACUCGACGCUAGAGCCAUUAUGAUAGUCACCAAGGCUCGAGACAAUCUGUUAACUUUCGUUACCAGGGAGAUCGUCAAGUGGUUGCUUACUCGUGACCGUAACAUCGUCGUUUACGUCGACGCUCAUUUGAAGAAGUCUAAACGGUUCGACGCUAACGAUAUACACGCGAUGUGUCCUAAAGCCGGGCAUUGUCUCAAGUAUUGGGACCGCAAGUUAGCAUCUACAAACCCCGAAUUAUUCGAUCUUGUCAUCACCCUUGGUGGUGACGGUACCGUGCUUUACGUAUCCAGUUUGUUUCAACGUAUAGUGCCACCGGUAAUGCUGUUUUCUAUGGGUUCCUUGGGGUUUUUGACCAAUUUUGAUUUUGGCGACUAUAAAGAGAAGGUUAGCGACGUUAUCGAAAAGGGCGUCAUCGCUUGUUUGCGGAUGCGCUUUACCUGUCGUCUUCAUGACGCUAAUGGUAAGCUUGUUAAGGAGCAACAGGUGCUCAAUGAGUUAGUUGUUGAUCGCGGACCCCUGCCUUUCGUUACAAAUCUCGAGCUUUAUGGCGAUGGGUCUUUGCUCACGGUAGCUCAGGCGGAUGGUCUUAUCAUCGCCACACCUACCGGCCUGACGGCGUACUCUCUCAGUGCUGGCGGCUCGCUUGUCCAUCCCGGAGUAUCAGCUAUUUCGGUUACUCCGAUAUGCCCACACACUCUUUCCUUCCGGCCAAUUCUCUUACCUGAUGGCAUGUUUUUGAAGGUCAAAGUUCCUGAGACUCUGAGACUGGUGGCCUGGGCUUCGUUCGACGGGAGACUGCGAACCAAACUUGAUAAAGGCUGGUACGUUACCGUUUAUGCAUCACAAUACCCCUUCCCCACCAUAUCUGCUCUGAAGACUGAAUACAUCGACUCGGUGAGUAGAAACCUCAAUUGGAACGAAAGAAAGCCGCAAAAGCUGUUCACCGAUUAUCUUAGUGAUGAUUCCAAACAGAAGAUGGACGGCCAUCCAGCUUCCACCGACCCCGACAGCCAGCUGUUUGACAUUGAUUUCAGUGACGACGACGAACUUCGUCUGGAGCUGGGUCUGGGUCUGGGUCUGGUUCUGCUGCUGCCACUGGCUGACGACAUUGACGGAUUGGUGAUGGGAGUGGGUUCACUUAAUGGCACAGAUAGAACAACAACAGUAACGCUGACGACAUCGGUGACGCUGUUUGAUUAG
Molecule: messenger RNA, 1482 nt
Organism: Diutina rugosa
Lineage: Eukaryota; Fungi; Ascomycota; Pichiomycetes; Serinales; Debaryomycetaceae
Product: NADH/NAD(+) kinase
Exons: 1
Coding region: 1-1482 (493 amino acids)
Biological process (GO): NAD+ metabolic process; NADP+ biosynthetic process
Molecular function (GO): NAD+ kinase activity
Source: RefSeq, a predicted model, not a curated record